AUGACGAGGGAGUGGCCAAGAAACAGAGGGUGGAAACCCCUCCAACAGAACUACGUCAACAGUUCAUCAAGGUUGUUGUUGGCUAAAGACGAUGUGAAGAAAUACGUUCUGCCAUUGAUGGAUGAGGAGAGGUGCGCAACUUGUCAAAGCAGGGAAGGAUUAAGAGUCAAAAUCUGGGAUUUGGACACCUUUUCUGAGCAUGAGCUUAGCCUGAAGCAAUGGAAGACUCGCAGCUUUCUGCUCACAAGCAACUGGUCUAUGGAGUUUGUGAAGAGAAGGAAUUUGCAGGAAGGUGACUGCAUUGGGUUGCUAUGGGACACUCAACAUCUAAGGUUCUUCUUCCAGAAGUUCAAUACCCAGUCUUAG
Ipomoea nil (Japanese morning glory) is the source of this 366-nucleotide messenger RNA. Its product is annotated as putative B3 domain-containing protein At1g78640. The transcript has a single exon. Gene Ontology annotation, molecular function: DNA binding. Bases 1 to 366 code for a protein of 121 amino acids. The record is from RefSeq and is a predicted model, not a curated record. Lineage: Eukaryota; Viridiplantae; Streptophyta; Magnoliopsida; Solanales; Convolvulaceae.